This is a messenger RNA of Eublepharis macularius, 1093 nucleotides long. RefSeq names its product msh homeobox 1 (gene MSX1). The record is from RefSeq and is a predicted model, not a curated record. Gene Ontology annotation, cellular component: nucleus. Bases 123 to 1028 code for a protein of 301 amino acids. Gene Ontology annotation, biological process: embryonic morphogenesis; regulation of transcription by RNA polymerase II. The transcript is spliced from 2 exons. Lineage: Eukaryota; Metazoa; Chordata; Lepidosauria; Squamata; Eublepharidae. Gene Ontology annotation, molecular function: RNA polymerase II transcription regulatory region sequence-specific DNA binding; DNA-binding transcription factor activity, RNA polymerase II-specific.
GAGGCGGCCGAGGGAGCGAGCGAGCGAGCGCGGCGGGGGGAGCGCGCGGCCGCGUCCCGGUCCGGCCCCGACGGCGCCCCCGCCCCCGCCCCCAUGAGCCGCGGCGGCCGCUCAGGUGCCGCAUGGCCCCGGCGCUGGAUAUGACUUCUGUGCCGAGCGGAGUCCCAGCCGAGGAGGCGCCCGCGCCGGCCUUCAGCAAGCUCGGCCCGGCGGCGGGCGCCAUGGGCGGCGAGGAGGACGGCGUCGGCGACAAGCCCAAGGGGGCUCCGGCGCUGCUGCCCUUCAGCGUGGAGGCGCUCAUGGCCGACCACAGGAAGCCCGGCGGCGGGUGCCGGGAGCGCGACGGCGCGGCCUGCGGGCCCGACCUGGGAGGCCCCUCGGCCCAGCAGACAGCCCUCAGCCCCCGGCUCGGGGGCUCCGCCGCCGCCGCGGCGCCAGAGAGGCCGGCCUCCCCGCUGGCCCUGGCCAGCCAUUUUGCCGUCGGAGGAUUAGUGAAGCUGCCCGAAGAGGCGCUUGUCAAAGCCGAAAGCCCGGAGAAGCCCGAGCGGACGCCCUGGAUGCAAAGCCCGCGUUUCUCCCCGCCACCCCCAAGACGCGCCAGCCCGCCGGCCUGCACGCUGCGCAAGCACAAGACGAACCGCAAGCCCCGGACGCCCUUCACCACGGCGCAGCUGCUGGCGCUGGAGAGGAAGUUCCGGCAGAAGCAGUACCUGUCCAUCGCCGAGCGGGCCGAGUUCUCCAGCUCGCUGAGCCUGACCGAGACGCAGGUCAAGAUCUGGUUCCAGAACCGGCGCGCCAAGGCCAAGCGCCUGCAGGAGGCCGAGCUGGAGAAGCUCAAGAUGGCCGCCAAGCCGCUGCUGCCGCCCGCCGCCGCCGCCUUCGGCCUCUCCUUCCCACUGGCCGCGCCCGCCGUGGCCGGCGCCUCCCUGUACGCCUCGUCGGGGCCCUUCCCGCGCGCCGCCCUGCCCGUGGCCCCCGUCGGACUCUACGCCGCCCACGUGGGCUACAGCAUGUACCACCUCUCCUAGAGAGAGCCCCCGCGGGACCCUCGACGGCCAGAGCGAGGCGCUGCCCGGGGCGCCCGGACUGCAGG